AUGGCAGAGACUCUCUCACUAAGUCUACACAUUUUCAUCUCGCAAAUUGCACCGCCGGGAGCAAAGGAUGCGGGGUCACCCGAUUGUCUAAACCCGCAGACAAUACAACGACUCGGACAGCUCCUGCAGCUCAGCCGCGCAACGGAUACUGAAGCGACACGGCUUCUUCAGCUCGGGUUCGCGCCGUUCCAAGGGGAUCGCGAGAGCGUGGCAACCCUGCGAAAGGGCAUGAAGGAGGGCUUAGUCCUGAGCAGUGUCCGUGCGAGUCCCGGGGUGCAGAAAGCUGUGAAGGAAGUAGUUGAGCGUAAGAAGCUAGAGAGAAAGGAUAAUUGA
This is a messenger RNA of Aspergillus calidoustus, 333 nucleotides long. NCBI's taxonomy places the organism in Eukaryota, Fungi, Ascomycota, Eurotiomycetes, Eurotiales, Aspergillaceae. The record is from the annotation of a GenBank genome assembly.